AUGUCCCUGGCAAACAUGUGGAAAGAUGAUAUUAUGCGGAAAUAUUGUGAUCAAGAUUAUUAUUUAUGUUGUCUACAUAUUAUUUUCUGUCUCUAUCUACAUAUACAUGCAUCUCUAUGUACAUCCAUCGCUAUAUACAUUUAUCUAUAUCUAUAUCUAGCUAUAUUGUUAUCUAUAUCUACAUAUAUCUCUCUAUCUACUUUUAUUAUUGCUAUCUCUUUAUUAUUUCUUAAUAAAAUCUUCAUGGAACAACAAAUACUAGCUUUCAUGAUUCUAUCUAUCUAUCUAUCUAUCUAUCUAUCUAUCUAUCUAUCUAUCUAUCAACAGACACACAUACAUCUAUCUAUCUAUCUUAAUUUAUUCACUGCCAAGUCAAAAAAAGAAAAGAUGAACAUUCGUAUUUCCAUAAUUUCGGAUAUCUGUUUUCAUGUUCACAAUACUUAUAUCAAUUUUCUUUUAUUCCAAGUUGAACCUGAAUGCGAGAUAUAA
Acanthosepion pharaonis is the source of this 489-nucleotide messenger RNA. The record is from the annotation of a GenBank genome assembly. Lineage: Eukaryota; Metazoa; Mollusca; Cephalopoda; Sepiida; Sepiidae.